AGAGAGAGAGGGAGUGAGAGAGAGAGCAUCCAGCUCUCAGUCAUUCAUCUCUCGGGGAGAGGAGAGGAAACUACAACAGGACGGGAAAAGAAACAGUUCUGAGUGCGGGAAAAAAGGGACAAGUUCUGCAUUCAUCCUCUGACUUCAGAAGCCUCCUCCAGCUGCAGUUUUCUUUUUCAUUAUCAACACCCCAAAAUACUGCGCUGCUGCAAGUAUUUCACAUCGCUCCUUCUACUCCGGGGUGGGGAUACUUCCAGUUCUGCUCCUCCUGCGACCGAGGACACUUUUCCCUCUCUGCAAACUGCAGAUUGAACAAUCAAACUGCAAAAGCAGUGCCCGUCUCGAUAAGCAUCUCUCGCAACCUUUUUACGACUUGCACAGAGAGACAGGAGUGCUUCCAUGCAGCGUGGGUAAAGGAACUGGUUUUUAGGAGGGUGUAGGUGUAAGAGGAGGAGGAGGAGGAGGAGGAGGAGGAGGAGAAGGAGGAGGUGACUCCGGGAGGACGCUCGGGAACCGGAGCGCUCCUCGGAGAACUCCGGGAAGAGGACGAGGAAGAGGAGGGUGCGUCACGCUGAGAGAGAGAGAGAGAGAGAGAGAGAGAGAGAGAGAGAGCAUCCUCCCAGCCUUCUCACUCCCUACAAACACACACCCGCAAGACAACAGAGCCGCAGGAAUCUUAUAAAAUUACCGUGGAGGGAUAUCAUACAAGUAUUUUAGCAAAAAGAACCCCCUGCAGUACCGUAAAGUAAGAUUAAAACAUUACGAAAGUACGGAUCAUCACUGGGUUCCAUAGUCAUACUUCAAGCCGUCAAAGUGCUACUGUAGGGAUAUUUUAAGAAUAUCAUAGAGUUUGUUUAUCAGAAGCACACACACUCGCACACACACACAAACGGACACCCAGGACGCCGAACUCGCAACCACAGAAUGGAUCUCCCUCCAAUCAGAGGUUUAUCUGAUGUGCCGUGAGAGUUGGGAGCACCUUGCCCCAGCCCCGGCCUGCAGCCCUGGUGCAACCCAGCCUGGCUCACCAGGAUGGACCCUGCUCAUUCCGUCAGGGUGGAGCUGGACGGACUGGACCUCCAGCAGGUCCCUGUGCUGUCGCUCGACCAGAUCCGGCUCAUCCGGGCCAACAAUGACUAUGUGGAGAGGCCCGUGGUGCUGGAACCGGCAUCUCAGUCCGGAUUUUUCCAGUACCCCCAGCCUUCCGGCCACUCGGCUAUGCCCCGAAGCCAAAGUCAGCAGCAGCAUGCUCACCUGUCCCACCUGAGCCGUUCCAGUACCAUAAGCUCUUCCAUGUCUCGGACCAGUGCCACUUCAGACCAGCGGCUAUUGGCAGGUUUGACGCCAUCUCACUCUGGACUAGGUUCAGUGGUCCGUUCUCAGCCUAAAGGAGAAAUCAAGCCUGAUGUUUCUUUCGGUAAAGGCCUGACAGAGGAUGAAGCAGAGAUGGGCCUUCAUUUGUUCAUCUGCGAGCAGUGUGGUCGCUGUAAGUGCCAAGAGUGCUGUGCCCCUCGCCGCCUGCCUUCCUGCUGGGCCUGUGGACAGCGCUGUCUGUGCUCUGCAGAAAGCGCCGUGGAGUAUGGCACCUGCUUGUGCUGUGUUAAAGGCCUGUUUUACCACUGCUCCGCCCAGGAUGAUGAGGAUAACUGUGCAGACCGGCCAUGUUCCUGCACUCCAGGCCACGCCUGUGCCCGCUGGGGCACCAUGGGGCUGCUGGCACUCUGCCUGCCCUGCCUCUGCUGCUACCCCCCUGCCAGGCUGUGCCUUGCCCUGUGCCAGUGUGCCCACGACCGUGCCACACGGCCCGGCUGCAGGUGCAGCAACACCAACACUGUGUGCCGCAAGAUUUCCGCCUCCAACCCCAACCCCGGUCAUCCCUCGCUCCGUAGCAAGGCCCUGGAGAAGCCCUUAUGACAGGCCU
Messenger RNA from Scatophagus argus, 1921 nucleotides. RefSeq names its product protein sprouty homolog 3. The coding region runs from base 1033 to 1914 and encodes 293 amino acids. Gene Ontology annotation, biological process: animal organ development; negative regulation of MAP kinase activity; multicellular organism development. The record is from RefSeq and is a predicted model, not a curated record. NCBI's taxonomy places the organism in Eukaryota, Metazoa, Chordata, Actinopteri, Scatophagidae. The transcript has 2 exons. Gene Ontology annotation, cellular component: cytosol; membrane.